UUAAAAAAUAAAGAUGAUAAUCUUAAUAUAUAAUCGUGGUGAGAUAGCUUGUCGCAUUUUAAGAACUUGUCAAAAACUUGGUAUUCAAACGGUAGGAAUUUAUACACCUGAAGAUCAUUUUAGUUCGCAUAUAAAGGAGACAGACUUUAAAAUAGAAUUACCGCCAGGAGAUUUAUCUCUUAAUUACUUAAAUGUGGAUUAUAUAAUUGAAAAGUCACUGAAGCUAAAUGUAACUGCAGUUCACCCCGGGUACGGUUUUGUAAGCGAAAGUGCAGAAGCUUGUUUAAAAUUUGAAAAUGCUGGAAUUAUUUGGAUCGGACCAUCGGCAACAAAUAUCGUUGAUUUUUCAAGUAAACAUAGUUCAAAGAAUAUUGCAAGAAGUUGUGGUGUUCCGAUAGCUGAUUACGCAAUAGUUGAAUCAGUCGAAAGUUGCUUGAAAGAAUCAGAAAUUAUUGGAUACCCAGUCAUUUUAAAGUUAAGCUCAGGUGGUGGUGGCAUCGGAAUGUAUCGCUGUGAAAAUAAAAGUGACGUAUUAAAAUAUUUUCCUUUGGUUGAACUAAAAACAAAAAGCGUGUUCAAAGGUUCCAAAAUACUUAUAGAAAAGUUUUUAUCAAAUUGUCAUCACAUAGAAAUACAAAUCAUUGGUGAUGGAAACGGACAUGUAAUUUCAUUGGCAGAAAGAGAAUGCUCUAUACAAAGAAGAAAUCAAAAAUUGAUAGAAGAAGCUCCAUCGCCAUUCUUAAGUCAAGAAACGCGACAAAAAAUGUGUUCUGAUGCUAUUAAGUUAGCUCAGUUUGUAAGUUACAGAUCUGUAGGAACAGUAGAGUUUGUAGUUGAUGACAGCAAACCAAAUGAAUAUUUUUUUCUAGAGGUAAACACACGUCUUCAGGUAGAACACGCUGUUACAGAAAUGUUGUUUGACGUUGACUUGGUUGAAAUAAUGAUUAAACUAGCAUGUUUUUCAGUACCUAAAAUUUCGUUAAAAAACUUUAGUCGAAAUAAAGGACACUCAAUUGAGGUUCGUAUUUAUGCUGAAGACUGUUUAAACAGUUUUAUGCCGUCUUGUGGUCAAUUAACCCACGUCUAUUUUGCUCAAGACAAUGUGAAUACAAGAAUUGAGACUUGGAUUGAAAAUGGCACUGUAAUAUCACCGUUGUACGAUCCGUUACUAGCUAAAGUUAUUUGUUUUGCUCAAACUAGAGAGAAGUGUGUAAAAAAACUUUUGAAAUGUCUUAAAAAAACUGUUAUUCAAGGUGUAAAUACAAAUCUUGAGUUUUUAACUGAGGUUUUAAAACACGAAUUGUUUAUUAAAGGUAAAACAUUAACUUCUUUUCUCAAUAACUUUAGCUACGAUUCCUAUACGGCUCAAGUAUUAGAACCUGGAAUGUAUUCUACAAUUCAAGAUUAUCCCGGUAGAGUUGGUUAUUGGAAUAUUGGUGUCCCACCGUCUGGCCCAAUGGAUAACAGAAAUUUUAGAAUUGCAAACUAUCUUGUUGAAAAUGAUUUUAAAGCUGCUGGCAUCGAGAUUCUACAUGAUUGUUUGGUUUUAAAAUUUAAUUGUAAUUCUUUAAUUGCAGUUACAGGAGCAUCAGCUCAAGUCAGGAUAAACAACACUAGUUUCAAUAUGUACGAAAGUAUUUUUGUGCCAAAAAAUGGAAUUUUAGAAAUAAGACUUGAUAACAAACAAUCAAACUUUGCUGGUUGUCGUGUUUAUUUAGCAAUUCAAGGUGGAUGUCAAACGAUGCCAUACUUAGGUUCAAGAUCAACUUUUCCGUCCGGCAAUUUUGGAGGGUUAAAUGGCACUACUUUAAAGAUGUUUGAUACAAUUCCUUUAUCAAAAAAUACUAUUAAAACAAAUUUUUUAAAAUGGCCACCACAAUUCAAACCAACAUUAUCAAACACAUGGGAAGUAUUUGCUUUAGCAGGACCGCAUUCAGAACCUGAUUACUUUACAAAAGAAGAUAUUAUAAAUCUAUGGUCAAGUUGGUAUGAAAUCAAUCAUAAUUCAAAUAGACUCGGUAUUAGACUUGAAACCGUAUGGAAACCCACAUGGUCAAGAAAAAGUGGAGGUGAUGCAGGGUUUCAUCCUUCAAACGUCCACGAUUAUGCUUAUUCUAUUAAUUCAGUAAACUUUUCUGGUAAUACACCUAUCAUUCUUACUGUCGACGGACCAAGUUUAGGUGGCUUUGUUUGUCCGCUGACUAUUAUUCAAAGCGAAUCUUGGAAAAUCGGUCAAUUUAAGCCAGGAGAUAAAGUUAGAUUUGUGCAAGUUGACUAUAAUUAUGCUAUAGAAUCAUUAAAGUUAGAAUCUCAUCUUUUAAAUGGCAAGUUUAAUGAGUGUUGCGUUUUAAAAACACCUCAAAUCGAUCCAUGCAAUUCAAUCAACCCAGUCUUUAAUAUUCGCAUGCCAAAUUUAAAAGAACCAAAAGUUUUAUUUCGUUUAUCUGGCGAUCAACAUGUAUUAGUAGAGUUUGAAUUAAAUGAAUUCGAAAUUGAAAAUCGUUUUUAUAUUCAAGUAAUUCUUAAUAAACUAAAACAUUUAAAUUAUGAAUAUGUUUUAGAAAUGGUUCCAGGAGUGAGUACCUUACUCGUUAAAUACAAUCCAUUCUUAAUAUCUGCUAACCAACUGGCAGAUCUAAUAACAAAAUUAAUACCAAAUUCAAAAGAUGUUAACGAAAUGAAAAUUGCUUGCAGAAGUGUUCGAUUGCCUUUGGCUUUUCACGAUUAUUGGAGUCUCCAAGCUAUUUCCAGAUAUAUGAAAACAAUCUGCAACAACGCUCCGUAUUUGCCGGAUAACUGUAACUUUGUACAGAGUUUAAAUGGUUUUAAAUCAUUAGAAGAUUUAACGUCUAUCUUAGUUGACACAACUUAUAUUGUGUUAGGUUUAGGCGAUGUUUAUUUAGGAGCUCCACUGGCUGUUCCGUAUGAUCCGCGGCAUAGAAUAAUUACAACAAAGUAUAAUCCAGCCCGCACAUUUACUCCCGAGGGAGCCGUUGGUAUUGGAGGUAUAUAUAUGUGCAUCUAUGGAAUGGAAUCUCCUGGUGGGUAUCAACUAAUUGGUAGAACCUUGCCCAUUUGGAAUACAUAUAGUUCUAAACCUUGGUUAUUUGACUUUUUUGAUAUGAUUAAGUUUUAUUUAGUAAACGACAAUGAACUAAUUCAUAUAAGAGAAGAAUACAAGCUCGGAAAGUUUACAUUAAACUUUGAAAAUGUUUCAAUAGCUUUGUCAGAUUAUCGACGCUUUUGCGAACAUAACCAACUAUCUAUUUUAAGGUAUAAAGAAUCACACAACUUGACAAGAAUUGCGACGCAAAUUAAUUGGAGUAUUUUUUCAAAUAAAGAAAGCACGGUUUUAAAUGAAAAUCAAAAGGACGAAGGUGAUAACAAUCAAGAAGCUGAUAACAGUUUAUCAGCAUAUUUUCUUAUAAAAUCAGAUCAAUAUGGCUGCGUAUAUGAGAUAAAAGUAAAAGAAGAUGAUGUCAUUAAAAAAGACGAUCCCAUAAUGCUUAUAGAAUUAAUGAAAAUGAGUAUAGUAAUUAAAUCACCUGUUGAUGCUAAAAUAAAUAAAAUUCUAGUAAGAACAGGUCAGGUAGUCAAGGUUGGUCAAACUCUGAUGGCAGUUACUAAUAUAAAUAAUUAAUAUUUGGCACUGAUAAUUGUUAACUAAGAUAAAUGAUGUCUAAAUGUUUCGCUUUGAAAUGAAUGUCUAUUUUUUAUUCUUCUUGUUAAAGAGCAAAAGUCCAAAUAUGCAGUUACAGUGAAAUAUUUACAUAUACUUAUGUAAUAGAUAAUUCAGAUAAUUCAUUAUAGUUGAGCUUAUGUAUCUAACUAUAAUAAUUAAGGUAAUGCUAUUUUGUAACGCUGAUUUUGUUGGCUUAUUUUUUUUAUAUAAAAAUUUAAAAUCUUGUAUUACCCCGACGGGCAUUUGUUUUUAAA
This is a messenger RNA of Hydra vulgaris (swiftwater hydra), 3936 nucleotides long. RefSeq lists its product as uncharacterized. Gene Ontology annotation, molecular function: metal ion binding; ATP binding. The record is from RefSeq and is a predicted model, not a curated record. Lineage: Eukaryota; Metazoa; Cnidaria; Hydrozoa; Anthoathecata; Hydridae.